Molecule: messenger RNA, 3915 nt
Organism: Pygocentrus nattereri (red-bellied piranha)
Lineage: Eukaryota; Metazoa; Chordata; Actinopteri; Characiformes; Serrasalmidae
Gene: hnrnpul1
Product: heterogeneous nuclear ribonucleoprotein U-like 1
Exons: 12
Coding region: 163-2325 (720 amino acids)
Molecular function (GO): protein binding
Source: RefSeq, a predicted model, not a curated record
GUCCGCUGGGGGCAGCAGCGGGUUUUCGCGACAUCACUGCGUUAGCUCACUGCUAGCAGGCGGUGGCCGCUUAACAAAACGAUAUUUUCUGGGUUUUGGAGGUCGCAGUUUUUAUAUUUGAAGAGUGUGUAAAAGGAAAACAAGCAGAGGCUUCCACCCAUAAUGGAUAUUGAUGUGAAGAAGUUGAAAGUCAAUGAACUGAAAGAGGAGCUCCAGAAGAGGGGACUGGACACUCGUGGGCUCAAAGCAGACCUGGUCGACCGGCUGAAGGCUGCUUUGGAAGCUGAAGAAGCCACACAGGAGAAUGCUGGAGCUGGUGAUGCUCAGCAGAUUGACGCAGGUGCGGAGGAGGCUGAUUAUGAAGAGGGCUCUCACCAGGGGCAGCAGGGAGAUGAAAGCACUCAGUCUGGGGAACAUGAGGUAAAAGUGGCUCCUGAUGUGGAUCAUGGUGCUCCUGACCUCUCUGGAGACGUCUGCGUGAACAAAACCGAGAUGCUGGAGGAACAUGUGCCCAAACCAGAAACAGAACCACAGCUUGUCUAUAAGGAAGAACAAGAAGAACAACUAAUAGAUGUGAAGAGGGAAGAUGAAGCAAAGCCAGAGGAUCAGCAGCCAGAAGCAGCCAGUAGAUGGGAGGACAAAGAGGCCCAGCACACUUCACAGCACAAGUCCCAGCAGGACAGCGGCACACACUACGGCCGCAAGAGACACUACGAUGAUAGCCACGGCUACGGCUACUAUGAGCACCGGGAGGACAAGAGGUCCCGCUCACCUCAGCCACCAGCCGAAGAAGACGAGGACGAUUUUGAUGACACGUUGGUAGCCAUCGACACAUAUAAUUGUGACCUGCACUUCAAAGUGUCCCGGAACAGAUACAGUGGCUACCCACUGACUAUUGAAGGCUUUGCUUAUCUCUGGUCUGGAGCACGUGCUACGUACGGUGUGAGCAAAGGUCGUGUUUGCUAUGAGAUGAAGAUAACUGAAGAGAUCUCAGUCAAGCAUCUUCCCAGCAGUGAGCCUGACCCUCAUGUGGUGCGAGUGGGCUGGUCUCUGGAUUCCUGCAGCACACAGCUUGGAGAAGAAGCUUUCUCUUAUGGAUACGGUGGAACUGGCAAAAAGUCCUCCAACUGUAGAUUUGAAGAUUAUGGAGAGAAAUUUGGUGAAAAUGAUAUCGUCGGAUGCUACAUUGACUUUGACAGUAGUGAGGAGGUGGAAAUUGCAUUUUCCAAGAAUGGGAAGUGCUUGGGAGUGGCAUACCGGGUGUCUAAGGAGGAGCUGGCUGGUCGAGCACUUUUCCCACAUGUUCUGGUCAAGAAUUGUGCUGUGGAGUUUAACUUUGGCCAGAAAGAGGAGCCCUUCUACCCCUCGCCAGACGGAUACACAUUCAUUCAAGCUGUUAGAAUUGAGGACAGGACAAGAGGUACUGUGGGCCCAGAGAACAAGGCUGAUUGUGAGAUCUUGAUGAUGGUUGGUCUCCCUGCAUGUGGCAAAACGACCUGGGCCAACAAGCAUGCUGAGAUGAACCCGGACAAGAAAUACAACAUCCUUGGAACCAACGCCAUCAUGGACAAGAUGAAGUGUUUGCAACAACCUGUUGCGGGACCGAAACCCAGCACUGUGAUAAAAGAGGAGCCCCCCGAUAUAUCUGAAAAUGACCUUCCGCAGUGGGAGGUGGAAAAGCUUGUGUUGAAAGAUCAGCUGAAAGAGCGGCAGACUGAGAUAGAGGAGCUUAAGGUCCAGCUGGAGGAAAAGGAGGCGGAGUGCCAGUGGUUGAAGCAGGAGCUUUAUCGCCUGUGGGAAAUUGUCCAAUCAGAGCACCACGCAUCGUCUUCCUUGACCACUCAAACUAAUGUUCCAGGCUCAAUUUUCGCAGAUCACCAUGAGGAGCCGACCCCAUCCACUUCAGAAAGAAGUAAAGACUUCCUGCCUGUAAAUAUCGAAUUCCCUGCCUCUCUCUUCAUGGAUCGCUGUUGGAGCAGUGAGGCAUCCGUUCUCCCUGAUGUAACUUUAAGAGAAAUCACUGCUGUCAAUGAUAAAAUCUUGUUACGCAUGAGCAACAACAGGCCAGACCGUUACGGAGCCCUAGUGUUCAGGAGCAUCAUUUCUCAGGAGCUUUAUGAGCAGUGGGUAAUGAAUACUAACUGGGACGGUUCCCGGGGCAAAUGGGGAGUGCCCCACAAUGUCCGAGAUUUUGUAACAAGGAGAGUAAGGGAACGAUUUCCUUACAUGACUAAUGAGGACAAAAAGGCAGUUAAAGAGCGUGUUAAUGAGUGCUUAAGGAUGCGCCGGAAAUCGAUUGUUCCAAUUCCGUAUUCAAGUAAAUAAACUACGGAUGCUGGUGUCUGGCUUUAGCAUACUGUAUUAACUUUCUGAUUUAUUUAUUAAUGUAUUUAUUUUUAAAUGUUUUCCUUUAGUUUGUCUUUGAUCAGAAUAUGUGAAUUUCUUUGACUUGCUUCAGCUUCUUCUGAAAUGAAUGCUAAUUGAAGCAUGUAACUGGUUAAUGAUGUUGGAGUGCAUGUAAUGGUUUCAAAGGAACCUUUAAAAUGUUCUUGAAAUGUUUUAAGUGUUUUUAACUUUUUAAAAUCCCAGAUUUAUUACAUGCCAAGCUGUAUUUUUAAGUAUCUUCCGAGCUACAAUGCAAACUAGUUGAGUUAUUCUUUAGUUAGAAGUUUGUUAUAGUUGUAAUGUUUGGAGCUGCUGGCGGUUGCUGGUCAUUAAAUGGGUAAGGCUAAUACUAACUGAUAUAUUAAAUGAGUCCAUCUGUUUGCAUAAUAAGGGUCCUUAAAUACCUCCUUUUUCACUUCUAGGCACUUAACACACUUGUCUUUCAGUUUUGGUUACUAAAUGUGUACUGUACUGAUGCCCUUACAUGAUGAAAAAAUGAUAAAUGUGCUUUCUGUAGGUUCCUGUUUUUUGCAAGAAAUGUAAGAGAGUAUAUGAUACUGUUGAAUCUCUGUGUUUUAGAAGUUGGCUUCUGGUUCCUGGUAUUUGCAGCAGACUGACACUGAAACGCCUAAAUCUCAGACUCUUUGGACUUUUGGACACAUUUCUUAACAUUUAGAAGUAGCGUCCAGGUUUUUCAGACCACUUCACACAUCUUGACGUGUCACAUGCAUAGAUUUUAAAAAGAAUGUCCAGUUCAAUGUUUAAGUCUCCAAUGCAAAAGCAGAAUUAUACUGAUGAAGUAUAAAAAAAAACCUUGCAUGUUAAAUAUGAUACUGAGUAGCUCAACAUCUUGAGAACUAUUUAAUCUGUCAUUAUAUUAAACGUUAACUACAAACGUGUUCAUGAGCUUCUGCCGCAGAUCCGCAGCAACUUGCAUGCUAACAGCACUCCUUGCCAGAGAAACGGUGGCAUUCUCAUAAUCCAGUUAACCACCAGGGCACUUAAGCUGCACUGAAAAUACUGUACUUCAGGUCUAGAUGAGGACCAAGGAACUUAAUCAUCUGCAUUUAUUUUCAGUUCCAUUGAGUGGACAGAUUUUUGCUUAAAACAUGAAAUCUGCAAUUUUAGGAUUUUGAUUUAAUCCAAUCUUUUGCAUUUUAUGAUACAUGUUAUAUGAUUAUGAUAAAUAACAUGAGGCAGUAAAUUGCACUUGCGCUGUACUUGUGACCGACAUGUUGUAGCAAAAUUAUAUAUUACUCAUUGUAAUAAAUAGCCACUUGUUUCUUAUUUUCAAUGUAGUACUUUAUUUGUAAAGAAUUUAAAUUGCCAGUUUGGCCCUUUAAGGAGUAGAUGAUAUGUACAUUAUGCCUUUGGCUUAGAGAAAGUACUGGAAGUAUGCUAGUGUGUUUCACAUAUUCAUUUAGUCUGUAUGUUCUGAGCUUUGGGUUUAAAAAAAAAAAAAAAAAAGUCUAAUAAUAACAGCCAUUGGCGAUUUUGGCUAUAAAGAAAUCAGCCAUAUAAAUUCAUGAU